AUGUCAGGUCGCGGAAAAAGAGGAAAGGGUUUGGGAAAGGGAGGAUCAAAGAGGCACAGAAAAGUGCUUCGCGACAACAUCCAGGGAAUUACCAAGCCUGCAAUUCGCCGUUUGGCCAGAAGAGGCAGUGUGAAGAGAAUUAGUGGUCUCAUCAAUGAAGAAACUCACGGUGUUCUCAAGAUCUUUCUCGAGAAUGUUAUUCGUGAUGCUGUCACCUACACUGAGCAUGCUAGAAGGAAAACUGCCACCGCCAUGGAUGUUGUUUACGCUCUAAAGAGGCAGGGAAGGAAUCUUUACGGUUUCGGUGGUUGA
Molecule: messenger RNA, 312 nt
Organism: Lathyrus oleraceus (garden pea)
Lineage: Eukaryota; Viridiplantae; Streptophyta; Magnoliopsida; Fabales; Fabaceae
Product: histone H4-like
Exons: 1
Coding region: 1-312 (103 amino acids)
Molecular function (GO): protein heterodimerization activity; DNA binding; structural constituent of chromatin
Source: RefSeq, a predicted model, not a curated record